This is a messenger RNA of Stylonychia lemnae, 816 nucleotides long. The record is from the annotation of a GenBank genome assembly. NCBI's taxonomy places the organism in Eukaryota, Ciliophora, Spirotrichea, Sporadotrichida, Oxytrichidae.
AUGCAAAGUAGAAUCUUUAAAGUUGGACUUUGUCAAGAAGCAGCGCAAAACGGAGCUGAUAUAAUUGUCUUACCUGAGAUGUUCGUUGCCCCUUAUACAAGAAAGCACAUGCUUGACUAUAGGGAACCCCUUCUACCAGAUUUUAAGACCAAUGAGAAAUGUGAGACAGCAAAAAUGCUAAGUGGUUUAGCCAAAUCUCUGAAUAAGUACAUUAUCGGAGGUAGUUUCCCUCAGGAAAUCGAAGGAGAGGAAAGAGUUUACAAUACAUCACUUUGCUUUAACAGGGAAGGUGAUAUUGUUGCAGAACAUAGAAAGCUUCAUCUGUUUGAUAUCAAUAUCCCAGGAGGAGUGACCUUCUAUGAAAGUGAGUACGUAAAGCCAGGUCCACCUUAAUACUCAAUCUUUGAGACUGAGUAUUGCAAGAUUGGAUUAGGCAUCUGCUACGACAUAAGAUUCCCAGAGUAUGCAUUGUAAUUAGUAAAUCAGGGAGCUGAGAUGAUUUGCUAUCCUGCGAAUUUCGCUUUGAAAACAGGUGAAUUGCAUUUUGACACUUUAAAAAGAGCAAGAGCUAUUGAUAACCAGGUUUUCUUAAUGAGUUGUGGAUCAGCUAUAAACUCAGAAGACAAAGAAGUCUUUUAGAGCUGGGGCCACUCAUCUGUGAUGUCUCCAUGGGGGAAAACUUUAUGUGAAGCUGCUUUUGAGGAAACUAUUAUUUAUGCUGACAUUGAUCUCAAGGAAGUCACUGAAAUAAGAUAGCAGAUUAUGGUUCUUAAUCAUAGACGCAAGGAUCUUUAUACUCUUGAAAGUAAAAUUUGA